Messenger RNA from Populus trichocarpa (black cottonwood), 1550 nucleotides. RefSeq names its product polygalacturonase. Bases 101 to 1291 code for a protein of 396 amino acids. The record is from RefSeq and is a predicted model, not a curated record. Lineage: Eukaryota; Viridiplantae; Streptophyta; Magnoliopsida; Malpighiales; Salicaceae. Gene Ontology annotation, molecular function: polygalacturonase activity. Gene Ontology annotation, biological process: carbohydrate metabolic process. The transcript has 4 exons.
CAGUACUAUCCAAGCACAACAAAGUCUCUCUUUCUCUCCCUUUCAACCACUGAUCACUUACAUCGAUUCAUAUAUAUAUCAAAACCAAAACGAGCAAGCUAUGGCAGUCCUUCCACUACCAGUGAGCCCUCUUCUUAUCACCCUUCUCUCCAUUUCCUUUGCCUUCUCACCUUUAGCGAAGGCAGCAGUACAAUACAGUGUGCUAAGUUAUGGGGCCAACCCUGAUGGAAAAACUGACUCAACCAAGGCCUUUGCGGCUGCUUGGUCACAGGCAUGCGCCUCCACACAGCCAGCCACUAUCUCUGUUCCUAAAGGGAGUUUCGCUUUAGGUCAAGUGAGGUUUCAGGGUCCUUGCAAGAAUAAUGCUAUUUCGAUACGUAUAGAUGGUACCCUAGUCGCUCCAUCAGACUAUGGGGUCCUUGGUAGGACUAAAAAUUGGCUAAUCUUUGAGCAUGUUAAUGGGGUUACUAUAUCCGGAGGGACUCUUGAUGGACAAGGAGCAGGACUGUGGUCAUGCAAGAAUUCCGGCAAGGAUUGCCCCAGCGGCGCGACGUCACUUGAAUUCUCCAAUUCAAACAACAUCGCAAUUACCGGAUUGGCAUCAUUGAAUAGCCAAAUGUUCCACAUUGUCAUCAAUGCCUGCCAAAACGUCAAAGUGCAAGGAGUGAGAGUCUCUGCUGCCGGAGAUAGCCCUAACACCGAUGGAAUUCACGUUCAAUCAUCGACCGGAGUCACCAUCUUGAAUUCUAGGAUUGGAACUGGUGACGAUUGUGUAUCAAUUGGCCCUGGUACCUCUAAUCUUUGGAUUGAAAAUGUGGCAUGUGGACCUGGCCAUGGAAUCAGCAUUGGAAGUUUGGGCAAGGACUCUCAAGAGGCUGGUGUGCAAAACGUAACAGUCAAAACCACUACAUUUACUGGUACCGAAAAUGGGGUGAGAAUUAAGACAUGGGGAAGGCCUAGCAAUGGUUUUGCUAGAAAUAUUCUUUUUCAACAUGCAGUCAUGACUAAUGUCCACAAUCCCAUUGUAAUCGACCAGAACUAUUGCCCCGGCGAGGAGAAUUGCCCAGGCCAGUUUUCCGGUGUGAAAAUUAGUGAUGUGACCUACCAAGACAUCCAUGGAUCAUCGGCUACGGAGAUUGCAGUGAAAUUUGAUUGUAGCAAAAAAUAUCCAUGCGCGGGUAUCAAAUUGGAAGAUGUAAAGCUCACAUACAAGAAUCAGCAAGCUGAAGCUUCAUGCAGCAAUGCUGGUGGAGUUGCUUCAGGCCUUGUUCAGCCCACUAGCUGUUUAUGAGAGCCUAAUUAAAGAGGGAAUGGUUGAUCAAACUCAGAAAAAGAUUUAUUUAUUACCAUAUACUAUAUAUAGCUAUAAAAAUAAAAAAGAAUGCAAUGAGUGAAAUAGCUCUUUGAGUGAGUUUAUUUCUUGAGUCUGUGGCACAUUUCUGCCCGAUCAUUGCAAAAACAAUGAGAUUUGUUGUGUACAAAUGACCCUUAAAAAUGCUGUAUGAGAUUUCAAUUCCUUUUUCCUUUAAAAUAGUAUUGUUUCAUAUCUC